CUUUGCUUUCUUUGGCGGGAGAGAACAGGUUUAGAACGACGUUUUGCUCUAAAAGCCAUCUUUUUAGACAAGGUUUUUUAAUGGUCUUGGGUAUAGUUACAGUUACAAGCAGAAAGUGUUUGCUCCUUUCUAUUUGACGAGAGGGUUGGCUUUCUUCAAAAGCAAAGAAGAGAGGAGAGAAGGGAGAAAGAACAUAAUGAAAAAAAUUGGAAAGGAAGGGAACUACGUCAAAGAUUUAAACGAAUUAAGACAUACAGAGGGCAAGAGAUUCAAUGCACCUGGCAGCUUAUACUCAUUAAAAGAAACUCUGCUAUUUCCAAAUAUGGAAACUGAGUCUUUAAAAGGUGACAAAAUUAUCCUUCCAACUGAUAUGAGAGGUACUCCAGCUCUUAUACUAAUAUUCAUGAAAGCGCAUGGACUGAAAAUGUCGGAAAGGUACAGGAUACCUUUUAUCGAAAAUUUUGGUGGAUCAAUCCCAGUUUAUGAAGUGAACGUUUUGGAGUUAAUAUUUUUAAGACUAUUACGUCGCUUUUUGCAAGCAAAUCUCAGACAACAAAUAGAAGCCAGGCGACACGAGCACUUUCUUUGUCACUAUGGUAACUUUUAUGGAAUUAAGAAUAGAUUAGACAUUCAUAGCUCUAUGGUUUCCCAUGCCUUUCUUCUUGACAACAAAGGCUGGGUUAGGUGGCGUUGUCACGGCUACCCGACUGGCCAGGAGAUCCAGUAUUUGAUGAAGUGCACCAAAGACCUUUUACUAAUUAGCAAAGAAGAGCAUAAACAAUAGAUUAUGCAAACAAUGGUCAAUUAUUUAUCAUUAUAAUUACAUUCAUGGCUGCAUGCACACAGCUGGCCAGAGGCGCGGUCAAAGUUAAAGAAAAUGCCUAGACAUAAAGGGAGGAAUAGAAAAGGAGCCCACGGGAGACAGAGAAGAAGGCGAUCUGAGAGACAAGCAAUAAAAGAGGGAGACCCGGAGUACAAGAGCUUGACAGAGCAGCUUAGAGUACAAGGACUUAAGCUUAAAGAUGUCCCAGGAGAUGGGAAUUGCUUAUUCAGGUCAUUGUGUGAUCAGCUAUCGUUAGUUGAAUCUGAAAGAGGGAGGGUUUUGGGUGGGUACAGUCACACGAGACUGAGACAGGAACUUGUGCAGUACAUGAGGGAACAUCCUGAUCAAUUUGAGCCAUUUAUGGAAGUAGAUGAUGACAAUAUCACAUUUGAAGAAUAUUUAGAGGAUCUUUCCAAAGAUGGAACAUUCUGUGGCAACGACAUCAUCGUUGCUGCCUCGAAGCAUUUCAACUGCUCCAUCAUGAUCCACCAACCAAACGCCCCAAGAUUUGAGGUUCAUCCCCCAUCUCUAGAGACAAGCUCCCUUGUACUUCAAAUUGCUUAUCUUUACGGGGAACAUUAUUGCUCGGUUCACAAGCUGGAGGGAGGAGAAAAGGGCGGAGCUAGUUACUACAAGGGUACAAAGAAGAACCGAGUGGCGUCAGGAGGUGCAGCUUCAAUUUCAAAGGAAUUGGUAUCAAAGUCAGAAAUAGAUUGCAGCAAAACUGAGCAAGCACUGUCCACCAGUGGAGAACAAACAGGACCAACUCUGAGUUUACAGGAGACCAUUGGAAUCCAAGGAAUUAGACAAACCAGUGAAACCGGUUUCGAGGAUGAACUUGAGCUUGUUUUGGCGUCGACUGGUUGCCAGGAUAGACAGUUGGCAGAGAAGGUCCUUAGUGACAAUUGUUACGAUGCCCACUUGGCGACCAUUGAACUCUUACAGCUAAUGGAGCUCACGGAUCAAACAGUAUCAACACCAUCACUCGGUGGGGUUUCAUACCGUACAGGUGAAGCUGCUUAUGAACACACUGUGGAUGUAACAGUAUCCCCCAGUAUUGAGUCUGUUUAUACUACUACUGAAGGAAUGGGGACUGAUGACGGCAGAGUAUGUCAGCAUACCGGAUUGAGAUCAUUAGGUGCAGCAUCGAAGCCGCAUCAAUGCAAUGUCUCACCAAUACAGCGUCAUCUCAGUAACAAGGAGAGGAAAGAGCUAGCAAAGAAGGAGAGAAAGGAGAGAAGAUUAGAAGAGAAGAGAAAGGGUUCGUCAGACAAGGAAAAAGAAAGUAAAGGAGGCACAAAAGACCCACUUGGCUCUCUAACCAUUUGAUAAUAUUUCAAUGAAUGAUGACAAUUUUAAUGAUUGCAUUCAUUUUAUGAAGAGUAUCUACUCUUGAUUUUAUUCAUUCAUCAAUUAUUGCUUUUGUAAAGUUUGUGUAAAGACAAAGACAAUUAAAUUUGUGAGUGUAAUUGAAAUUUGCUUUUUCCUGGCCCCCUGUGCCAAACUGAUACGAUCUUGUUUAAU
Messenger RNA from Amphimedon queenslandica, 2347 nucleotides. RefSeq names its product OTU domain-containing protein 3-like. The transcript has 14 exons. Lineage: Eukaryota; Metazoa; Porifera; Demospongiae; Haplosclerida; Niphatidae. Gene Ontology annotation, molecular function: cysteine-type deubiquitinase activity. The record is from RefSeq and is a predicted model, not a curated record. Gene Ontology annotation, biological process: protein deubiquitination. The coding region runs from base 878 to 2152 and encodes 424 amino acids.